AUGCCUCACGCGACCCCCAAGGCUUCCGAGGUCGUAGAAGAUGCCGACUUUGACAAUGUGAUGCGACAACUGAACAGUUACGAGGACGCCGGCCCCUCUCUAGAUUUCUUGGCGCGUGACCUGGAAGUUGGCGAAAAAGCCGACGAUGCCAUCGACUACGAGGAUUUUGAAGAUGACGACCUUCCGGAGGAAGAGGUAUUGGGCGCCACAGCUCCGGCUUUGCCUGCAGUGGAUGAUAAUGACCAAGAUCCUUUCGCGAACUUGGGCUCCGACGAUGCUGCUCUUUUCGGAAACGGGGAUGAUAUCUUCGGCGAUCAGGGAGAGGUUGCUCAGCCCCAGGAUGACAACCUUGAUGACCUUUUUGGUGAAGAUUCUUUUUCGCCGCCUCCUGCUGGACAGGAGGACCCUACCAGGGGCCUUUUCGAAGAUGAAGAAAUGCCGCUGACAACAGAGCCUGUUCAACUUCCGCUCCUUCCGCAAGCCGCCGAACCGAUGCCAGAAACACCGGCGGAUGAGGAUGACUUCCCGGACGAUGACAGUAUCAUGUCGGACAGCAUGAACCCUAACGAGCUUCGCGCUUGGAAACUCCAGCAGGCGUUGUUCGCUAUGUCCGGUCCGGAAAACCCGCCUGCACAAUUAGAGAAUCGCGAAGAGCUUUUGCAUUCUUUAUUCCCUACAUUUGACCGCAACACCCUUCCACGUUGGUUGGAAUUGAUUCCACACAAACGAGCCAUCUUCCUUGGGAAACAGCCACCGAAACCGCCAAAGAGCGUCGAGCCGACGAAAGUGAACAUCGAACUGGCUCCCGAUCAAGAGCGUACAUUCAGAACCGGUCAACCCCUAAAGCGUGGCCUGGAACAUGAAUCUCUUGGCUAUGUGAUGAUCUCUCAAACACCUCGCGAGGAAGAAAAAGAAGAUACAAACGAAGAUAUUGAUAUGGGUGAUGGUGAUUUGGACGGUGACGAGUUACUGCCUGGUGGCUUCACCAUGCAAGAUCUUCGAACAAUUUGCGUGGAUUGGGAAGUCAAAGACGAUUUUCCUGUCACAGAUGCGGAUGACCAGCCACUGGCACAGGACAAGGAUGGCCUUUUUGAUGCAGACGAAGACUGGUUCAUGGAUACCGAGGCCCCGGUUAAAAAGCGCAGAACUGGACCGACUCCAAUGGAUGUCAUUGCUCUGUCACAUAUCGACAUCCCAUUGUUAGAUGAUCCCGAACAGGCAACGGCGAAAAUCGCAAAGAGAGUCACAAUCGACCUAAACGACCCUAACAUUCUUGUCGACGAAUUAAGAGCAGAUGCAGUCGCCAACAAGCCCAAGCACGCGGCGCCUCGUACCAGAGAUGAGGUGGAUUUGAAUUUAACCCGCCGUCUUACCCAGCGCUACAAUAUUUCAAACGAUCAAGCAUAUGACAUGCUCAAGCAAAACCACCAGAACAAGAUCCGCAGUACUCUUGGCAACGUGACGCUUGAGCACGGCCUCCCAGCCCUGCGUUUACAGUGGCCUUACUACAAGACCGAGCUGUCUAAGGCUGAAGCUAGAUCUUUCCAUCGACCUGCUAUGGCUUUCCGUCCCGGACAAACAUCUUGGUUCAAGAACCCCGCCCACAUCAAACGCAAACACCAACGCGGCAAAGACGCGAAAAGUGUCUAUGAUUCUACUCAGUCGUUGUCCAUGGGAGACAACUCCAGCGUUUUGCUGGUGGAAUACUCUGAAGAGGUCCCUAUGACACUGGCAAACUUUGGAAUGUGCAACCGUUUCAUCAAUUACUACCGUCGAAAGAAUAUUGACGACCCAACUCGCCCAAGAGCAGAGAUCGGCGAAACAGCCGUUCUACUACCCCAAGACAAGAGUCCAUAUUCAAUUUUCGGCCACGUUGACCCUGGCGAAAUUUCCCCCGCCAUUUCAAAUUCCAUGUACCGAGCACCACUAUUCCCGCAUCAGUCCAAACCAACGGACUUUCUUGUGGUACGCAGCACCACUGGCGAAAAAGGAAGUACCUAUUUCGUGCGCAAUAUCGAGAAUUUCUACGUUGCCGGACAACAGUUCCCAUCGGUUGACAUUCCUGGUCCACACUCACGCAAGGUGACCACUGUUGCAAAGAACCGCAUGAAAAUGCUUGUUUACCGUCUCUUGAAAAAGAGCCCGGAUGAGCGCCUUGCCAUCAGCGACGUCACGGCUCAUAUCCCAAACACUACAGAUAUGCAAAACCGACAGAAGGUCAAGGACUUCUUGCAGCAUGACAAGGAUACCAAAUACUGGAAGCCACUGGACCCGACGCUCCCGGAUCAAGACACAAUUCGUUCAUGGGUCCAACCCGAGGAUGUUUGUCUUUUGGAGUCCAUGCAGAUUGGACAACAACACCUCCACGAUACUGGUUAUGGUAAUGAUGCCGAGAACGAAAACGAAGAAGACGAAGAAUUUGAAAGCUUUGAACAGCAGAUGGCCCCGUGGAAAGCGACCCGCAACUUUUUGCUGGCCUCCCAAGGCAAGGCCAUGCUGAAACUCCAUGGCGAAGGAGACCCCACCGGCCGUGGCGAGGGUUACAAUUUCAUCAAGACAAGCAUGAAAGGUGGAUUCAAGGCGAUUGGUGAAAGUGUUGAGGACAAACUCGACGCGCAGCGAUUGAAAGAACUCGGAGGUCACAGCUACAACGUUGCCCGGCAGCAAAAAUCAUACGAAACCUCCAUCCGCCGAAUCUGGGACGCCCAAAAAGAAAGCCUAUCUUCCACCAUUGAGCAUUCCGAUCAGGAGAGCGAUGUCGAUCAAGAAGACGAUUACCAAGAGCAAUUCAACAAGCCGACACCGCGAUCUGAAGCACCAACGCCUGGCCCAUACCGCCGCGAUGACGAGACAACCAGUCAGUUCAGCAAAAUGAGUUUCAACAGCCAGCGCGGCAAGGUACUGCGCAUCACUCGCCAAGUCAAGGCCGACAACGGCGAAAUUGUGGAACGGGAGCAGCUCGUCUGGGACCCCCGCGUCAUCAGACAUUACAUCCAGCACCGACACACCCACGAAGCCAUGCACACCAAAUUGGAAUCCCUCCAGCCGACCGGCGACGCCGAGGUUGACGCCCGCAACAGAAAGCUCAUCGAAGCCGAGCUCAGCCGCCUCAACCGAAACAAGGAGCGCCGCUUCGCCCGCGAAAAACAAAAGGGCAUUCCUCGGGCCGGCGAUCCAGAUGGCAAGCCCGCUGGUACCCAGCGCAAGUGCGCGAACUGCGGCCAAGUCGGACACAUCAAAACGAACAAGAAGCUCUGUCCCUUGCUUAAUGGUACUAUGAAGCCUGAGGACCGCGUCACGGACUCGGCUUUCUCCAUGAGUGCCCCGGUUCUCUGA
Molecule: messenger RNA, 3336 nt
Organism: Penicillium soppii
Lineage: Eukaryota; Fungi; Ascomycota; Eurotiomycetes; Eurotiales; Aspergillaceae
Product: DUF3591 domain-containing protein
Exons: 1
Coding region: 1-3336 (1111 amino acids)
Biological process (GO): RNA polymerase II preinitiation complex assembly; transcription by RNA polymerase II
Cellular component (GO): transcription factor TFIID complex
Molecular function (GO): histone acetyltransferase activity; TBP-class protein binding; RNA polymerase II general transcription initiation factor activity
Source: RefSeq, a predicted model, not a curated record